This is a messenger RNA of Ictalurus furcatus (blue catfish), 7864 nucleotides long. RefSeq names its product collagen, type V, alpha 3a (gene col5a3a). Gene Ontology annotation, molecular function: extracellular matrix structural constituent. The coding region runs from base 293 to 5905 and encodes 1870 amino acids. The transcript is spliced from 67 exons. The record is from RefSeq and is a predicted model, not a curated record. NCBI's taxonomy places the organism in Eukaryota, Metazoa, Chordata, Actinopteri, Siluriformes, Ictaluridae.
AGGCAAUAUGACUCUCUUCUCAUCCUAAGUCUCCGUGGGAGGGGAGAUGAGAGAGGAGGGAAAGUUUUGGGGAGGGAGCGCACAAGUGCGCAUCAGAGGGAGAGAGAGAGAGAGAGAGGAAACUGGAUGCAGAGGGACACAGUGCAGCUAGGACACUUCGGGAACGAGGACACUUCUACACUGGACCGGGUUUUACCGAAACUUUGCCCUGUCUCUUUUUUUCUUCUUUCCACCGCUGCAUGGCUUCAGUGUAAUCACCGCGUCUUCUGCCUGGAACUCUGCACUGUUUAACAUGAACCGAGGGACGGGGAAAGAGGAGAGAGUGUUCCUGGCUCUCCUCAUUAUUUUACACACCACCACAACGCAUGCGGGCAACCUGAUUGAUGUCCUGCGUGUGCUGGAGCUGUCCGAUCGCAUGGAGGGCGUGUCCUUGGAGGCGGGGCUGUGCACACAUAGAGCUGACACAGAGGAAUUGGACAUAGCGUUCAGGAUAGACAAAAAGAUCCAGCUCAGUGCUCCAACCCAGCAGCUCUUCCCAAACUCAGCUUUUCCUGAAAACUUCUCCCUGAUGACGACGGUGCGGGCAAAGAAGAACGCCCAGUUCUUCUUGCUGUCCGUAUACGAUGAACAGGGUGUGCAGCAGCUGGGCCUGGAGCUGGGCAGAUCACCAGUCUUCCUCUACGAGGACCACAGGGGACAACCGACCCCCGACCUCUACCCCACCUUCAAGAAGAUCAACCUGGCUGAUGGAAAGUGGCACCGGAUUGCCUACAGCGUAGAAGGAAAGGCAGUCACGCUGUAUUUAGACUGUAAGAAGGUGGAGACUCUGGAUCUGCACCGUGGGGACGACCCUGUGGUCCGAACGGACGGCGUUACUGUAUUCGGGACGAGACUACUGGACGAGGAAGUGUUCGAGGGAGAUAUCCAGCAACUGCUGAUUUUGGACGACCCCCAAGCUGCAGAAGAGUACUGUCAUCACUACAUCCCAGACUGUGACUCACCUCUGCCUUAUCGUACCCAGAACUAUGAACCCGAGGAGCUGGACGACGUGAUGCAAGGCGACGAACCGGAGCCGCCGAAGAAGAAAAAAAAAGACAGGAAGGGCAAAAAGAACAAAAAGAAGAAGGACCGGUCGAAGAAAGGGGGAAAGAAAGAGUCCAGGAAGAAGAGGAAAGAGGCAGAAGUUCUUGAGGAGGGGUUUCUCGAGGUGUCCACUCGUCCGCUCGAGUAUCUCAGACGAGAUCUAGCGCCGGCUGGAACAGAUCCUACGACGGCUGCGAGAACUCCAAAUGAGACCACCGAGGAGAUAGACUCCAUCCCCGAGAUGCCCACACACGAGCCAGACUCACUGCCCACUACACCAUCUGAUGAUGUCACUGUAUCACUCACUGCAUUGCCCCAGUCUACUCAGACUGAGGUGGAGGACGAAAAGCCGGUAAAAACGCCCGAGGUUGAGGAAGACACCGAGGACAUUUACCACAGCCCGUACUAUGACCUCUCCGUCUCCACGGUAACAGUCGGCACCAACAUCAGCGAGUAUGAGCUCUUUGAAUACGAGGACUUUAAGAACAGCAGCGAGAGCUCGGAGCAGUACGAGGAGUAUGAGACCUACGAGGAUCGCUACGGCCCGGCGGAGAGAGAGCGAGCGGGGACCUGGGACGGACAGGGAAGAUAUGAUUUAAAGAAAGGCCAGAAAGGAGAACCAGCCAUUAUUGAACCGGGCAUUAUAUUUGAGGGACCUCUCGGACCACCAGGACCUUCUGGUCUUCCAGGCCUUCCAGGAGUAACAGGACCCCCAGGACCCCCCGGAGACCCGGGUGAUGUGGGCCCUGAGGGACGUACAGGCCUCGCAGGGGCUGAUGGGAUACCAGGUCCCCCAGGGACCAUGCUCAUGCUGCCGUUUCAUUAUGCCAGCGAUUCUCAGAAAGGCCCAGUGUUGUCGGCUCAGGAGGCGCAGGCUCACGCCAUCCUCCAGCAGACCAGAAUUUCACUGAAGGGACCUCCAGGCCCAUUGGGACUCACAGGCAGACCAGGACCAGUGGGUCUCCCAGGCUCCAGUGGACUUAAAGGAGACAGCGGGGCUACUGGACCUACGGGGCCGCGCGGGUUGCCAGGUCCUCCGGGUUUUCACGGGAAGCCAGGCAAGCGGGGUCGCCCGGGGGCAGACGGAGGUCGAGGAGCUCCAGGAGAGACGGGAUCAAAGGGUGACAGGGGCUUUGAUGGACUACCAGGGCUUCCAGGGGACAAAGGACACAGAGGGGAUCGGGGAAAGCCAGGACAGCAUGGUCCACCCGGGGAAUCUGGUGAGAAGGGUGCAGAUGGACCUGUAGGACCAAGCGGACAACCAGGUGAACCUGGGUCAAGAGGACUUGUAGGACCCAGAGGACCACCUGGACCAAUCGGACAGCCUGGUAUCAGUGGUGUGGAUGGCAUUCAAGGCUCUAAAGGCAACCAGGGUCCGUCAGGAGAGCCUGGUCCUCCAGGACAGCAAGGGAACCCAGGAGUACAGGGCUUUCCAGGUCCUCAGGGUCCUAUUGGCAUGCCUGGAGAAAAGGGACCUCAGGGGAAAAUGGGAAUGCAGGGGCUUCCUGGGAUUGACGGUCCUCCAGGACAUCCAGGCAGAGAGGGACCAGCUGGAGAGAAGGGGCUACUGGGAUUACCCGGAGCACAGGGGCCUAUCGGAUACCCGGGGCCUCGAGGAGUCAAGGGCGCUGAGGGCGUGCGAGGACUGAAAGGAAGUAAAGGAGAGAAGGGAGAAGACGGCUUCCCGGGGACCAAAGGUGACAUGGGAGCUGAAGGAGAUCGAGGUGACAUUGGGCCUUCUGGAUCCCGUGGCGAGGACGGACCAGAGGGCCUAAAGGGCCAGUUGGGACCUAUUGGAGAACCCGGACCUCCAGGAAUCGCUGGAGAAAAGGGCAAACUCGGUGUCCCGGGGCUACCCGGCUAUCCAGGAAGACAAGGCAUUAAGGGAUCCGUCGGCUUUCCAGGAGUGCCGGGUAUGCCAGGAGAGAAGGGGAAGAGGGGAUCUGCAGGUACACCAGGCGCAGCAGGUGAAAGAGGUCCAAAUGGGGCACGUGGAGGCCGAGGGGCACGAGGAGCUACAGGAGCACCGGGAGCCAAGGGCUCGUCUGGCCACGACGGCUCACCAGGUCCCACGGGAGACAAGGGUCCUCAAGGACCACAGGGACAGAACGGGUUUCCAGGACCCAAGGGACCAAAUGGCCCUCCAGGAAAGGACGGGCUGCCAGGUCAUCCAGGCCAAAGGGGGGAGCCGGGAUUCCAAGGGAAAACAGGACUACCAGGACCUGUCGGAGUGGUCGGACCACAGGGCAAAACUGGAGAGACUGGACCAACUGGGGACAGAGGUCACCCUGGGUCACCAGGACCUCCAGGAGAACAAGGUCUGCCUGGAUCGGCAGGCAAAGAAGGUGCCAAGGGUGAUCCGGGACCCAUGGGGAUUCCAGGAAAGAGCGGCCCUGCUGGGCGCCGUGGGUUUAGAGGCAGUCGAGGCAUGCCAGGCUCCACGGGUGCUGCUGGUUUGAAAGGUGAAGAAGGACCUCCUGGUGCGGCAGGAGCGAUUGGUGCUACAGGCGAGAGAGGACCUUCUGGUCCUGCCGGUGGGAUUGGUCUUCCUGGCCGUGCUGGAGGAGUCGGGUCUGCUGGACCAGUGGGCGAGAAAGGAGAACCAGGAGAAAAAGGACCUACAGGUCCUGCUGGACAGGAUGGAGAACAGGGGCCUGUCGGUCUACCAGGAACUGCUGGACCACCGGGUCCACCUGGAGACGAUGGUGAUAAGGGAGAGACUGGAGGUCCGGGACAGAAAGGAAGCAAAGGAGACAAAGGAGAGCCGGGACCUCCAGGACCAACAGGAAGUGUAGGGCCAAUUGGACCCCCUGGACUGCCAGGUGUAGAUGGGGAGCCAGGGCCCCGGGGCCAACAGGGGAUGUACGGACAGAAAGGUGAUGAAGGACCUCGAGGACUCGUGGGUGCCACUGGACCACCAGGCCUGCAGGGAAUGCCUGGACCCCCGGGGGAGAAGGGAGAGAGCGGCCAUGUUGGACCACUGGGCCCUCCAGGACAACACGGUCCCAGAGGUCCUGUGGGAUCCACUGGCGCAGAGGGUGCUCAGGGGAUGCCUGGUGGAGUCGGCCAGCCUGGUUUAGUAGGAGAAAAGGGUGAAGACGGAGAGGCUGGGAAUCCAGGAAACGUGGGUGAAACUGGUCCCCCUGGUGAGAAAGGAGACGUGGGUGAGAAAGGGGAUACGGGCCCCCCCGGUGCCGCUGGACCCCCAGGAGUCCGAGGCCCACCCGGAGAGGACGGACCCAAAGGAAACCCAGGCCCUAUUGGAUUUCCCGGAGACCCAGGACCUCCUGGAGAGGCAGGUCCGAAUGGUAUUGAUGGUGGACCAGGAGCAAAGGGAGAUAAUGGAGAGCCUGGGAAAGCUGGACCACCAGGGGCUUCUGGAGAACCGGGACCUCCUGGACCACCAGGGCGGAGGGGUCAUAUAGGUGCUGCGGGGAAUGAAGGAAAGCAGGGGAAGAGGGGAGCAAAGGGCUCACCUGGUUCUGAGGGUCCACCUGGAAAAACAGGACCUUUAGGACCCCAGGGACAACCUGGAAGGCCUGGUCCAGAAGGACUACGUGGGAUCCCGGGCCCUGCAGGAGAACAGGGUUUAAAUGGUCCCCCCGGACAGAUUGGACCACCCGGCCCUAUGGGACCUGCUGGACUGCCAGGACUGAAAGGAGAUCAAGGCAGCAAAGGAGAGAAGGGUCACGGAGGAUUGAUCGGACUCAUCGGGCCUCCAGGAGACAUGGGGGAGAAGGGUGACCGAGGCUUGCCUGGAAAUGAGGGAAUACCUGGUCCUAAAGGAAACGGGGGUGUUGUUGGAUCUCCUGGUCCUACUGGGCCUCCUGGACCUCCUGGACUUUCUGGUGCCAUGGGUGAGAAAGGAUCCAAAGGAGAUGAGGGAGCAGUCGGCCCAGUAGGAGACACAGGACCUGCAGGCCCACCAGGACCACCUGGUCCACCGGCAACCAUGAUCGAUGCCCGGCCCAUCCGAGGGGGACGCAAGAAACGUAGGAAGAACUCAGACCGGAGCAGAGGAGGAGCCAGCUCAGAAGCUGCUGAAGACGAGGAGCGAGAAACAGAGGCUCAGCUGAACAUGGAGGACUUCUUGCAGGCUGAUGCGCCUCUGGAAGACGCUGAGGGAAUGGAGGAGGUGUUCGCUUCUUUGAACUCCAUGAAGAUGGAGGUGGAGCUGAUGAGGAAGCCACUGGGAACUUUCGAGAGUCCGGCACGCACCUGCAAAGAGCUGAUGAUGUGCCACCCGCAUUAUAAAGACGGAGAAUAUUGGAUUGACCCAAAUCAGGGCUGCCAUAAAGAUUCCAUCAAGGUGUUCUGCAACUUCACGGCUGAUGGCGAAACCUGCCUGCACCCGGACAAACGAAUCGAAACGGUGAAACUCGCAGCCUGGAGCAAAGAGAAGCCGGGCGGCUGGUAUAGCCGGUACAGGAGGGGCAAACAGUUCUCCUAUAUAGACGCUGAUGGCAUCUCGGUCCCUGUGGUCCAGCUGACCUUCCUGAAGCUUCUGAGUGCCACAGCCAGACAGAGCUUCACCUACAUCUGCCAGAACUCAGCCGGCUGGUACGACGCCACCAGCCGCGGGCACCAGCACGCCCUACGUUUCCGCGCCAGCAACGACGAGGAGUUGACUCAUGACAAGACGCCCUUCAUAACGCCUCUGUACGACGGCUGCCAGACACGCAAAGGCCAGGACACGACGGUGCUGGAGAUCGACUCUCCGAGAUCAGAGCUGCUCCCCAUCAUCGACGUUUCUGCCUCAGACAUCGGGAAUAACAACCAGAAGUUCGGCUUCCAGAUCGGACCUGUGUGCUUUAACGGCUAACGGAUUGAGACAUGGGAUUCAGGACUUUAUCUGUACCGCAACGCAAUAUUUAUUAUUAUUGUUAUUUUUUUUAAACGUAGCGUGCAUGCGCCGGUACCGAGGCAUGCAUUUUUGUCUUUUGUUGUGAACUUUUGAACACAAUUGCAAAGGUGCCACGAUCCAACCCCCGAGGAACCAGACAAAGCAGAAGUUUCCACGUGCGUGGACAUUUUCUUUAAAAACAAAUUCCUUGUUUAUUCUCGUCUCUGCUCGCCGUGGUGUGUGAAUGAAUUAAUAAGCUCCACAUGAACCUGACACUGAGAGGCAGACACACCCGUCACGCGGUCCGCGUCACGGGCCGCUUCGUCCACGGUGUAGCAGCAGACUUUAUUGUCGGUGGCAUGGAUGGCUUGCUUGUUUUGUUUUUAUGCGUGAUGUAAUUCUAAAUGAAUUCGCCACUUGAGGGAUUGGCUACAGCGUUCAGGAGUACAUAUUGAAAAUAUUUUAUUUUUCCUUCGCCUCGACCGCGGCAGCGCGCCGACGGAAGCGGUUAUACCUCAGAACAGUUUUGACAAGGAAACGCCGCCCGGAUCCGGUUAAUUGUUCUCUUAGAUGCUUUCUGUCACGUGUCAGCUUCGCAGCCCGGCCGAUCUUUAAUUAGUGUGUCGUAAUAAAUAAACAGUGUUGUAUGCCGCUUGUGCUUCGAGAAGGGUGGGGUGUGCGCAGCAGUUUAUUCAUGUAAACAGUAGUCUUCACGUCGUGUUGCUUUAUCAGGACAGGUCACAUGCUUGGCAUUUUAUUAGUCCAUGUUUUUACACAGUAGUGUGAUCGGCAUGGGUUCUAGAGUUCAAGUAAUAAUGGUGGGUUCACGGUGCAGUGUUGUUCUCUUAAACGGGGUUAAAAUCCCAUUACAUUAAUAUAGCUUUCAUUUUAGUCCUGGGGUUGUGUUACAGAAAUGUCCGAACCUAACUGCGUAACUCACUAGAGAGGUGUUAUUGAGCCAUCCGGGUCACGGCACCAAGUUGGUAGAACUUCAGGAUCCAGGAGACUGAUGUUAAUCUUCAGACUCUGACGUUUAUUGCCCGCUUCAAGAAUCUUCCGAUCAGAUAUUUACCAAUAAAUGCACAACUUUCUGAAAGGUUUCAGCUCGAAUCUACAGAUUGAACAGGCCCAGUAUAUGUAGUGAAAAGACAGGAGAAAGGAAACGGAGAAUGGCGUCUGGGAGCGCUGUCACCUCUGGCCAUGAGUGUUUUCACUCACGGUGACAUAAUGUACCAAAAACACAAGACAAAAGACAAAUAAAUAAGACAUAUGUAGAAACAACCUAGGCAUAACGGGUCAUGCAUAAGUAAGGAAUGAUCCACGUCUAGGUGUGCGUUACACGGUUUUAAUGCACGACGUGGAGGCACAGAUCCACCUGACGUGAAACGGAGUGCAUUAAAAUGGCGUAACGCACGUCUCGCCGUGGAUUAUCCCGCUUACACCAUGGUCACGUGUCGGCAUUAACUUAAAACUGUCAUUCAUAUUUGUAGUGCGAAAUUUGACUGAAAAGCUAAAAAUAACGGUUCGUUUUCGUCAGUUACUUUAUAUCCGGGUCGUUAGAUCUAGAAUUCUGCCUACUCGAAGUCAUACACAGAGAUAAAGUAGUGCGAUAAGAUCACAUUUAUCUGAAUGAAUUAUGAGAAAUAGUUAUUAGAGUAAGAGAGAGAGAGAGAGAUUGUGCACACGUGUGUGAUGUACCUGUGUCUGUGCCGCAUCUCUACUAAUAAUGAAGCUGUGAGUUUAACUACUGUGUGUUAUUACUAUGGUUACAGAUGUUUAUAGGCAGCGCAUUAAUUUAGUACGGUGAUUAAACUGACCGGAACUACCUGUAUUUUAUAUAUAUAUAUAUAUAUACGGUCUUAACGCACACUGUCCGGCCAAUCAGACUCGAGUAUUCUGAAUAAAUAUAAUUCAUUCAGUAGUUUGUAAGUUCUUAAU